AAUGUAAAAUAUCCAGUAAUUCAUCUUUGGAUAUUUCUUCAAUGAGUUUAUCAAAUUUUGUGGUCCCAACAGUUACAAACACUUUUUUCACACUCAUUACAAAGACCAAAAACACAAUUUUAGUGAGUUUUUACCACACUUAUCCAUUAUCUGGAACGCAUUUUUUAUCAAUAUAUUCGACUAAAACAAAUCCAUCACAUAACCUCACUUUUUAGAAUCACACAUGUUUCCCGGAAGAAUUUAAGUCGCAAUGGACGUGGAAGUUCGCAUUGUCGACAACUCGAAAGGUAAAGGAUUAUUUUCAAAAAAGUGCUUUAAAAGCGGUUCUAUCAUAUUCGAAGAGGACCCCUUGGUGUCUUGCCAGUUUUCCUGGAAUGCGGCUUAUCAGUAUAAAGCAUGCGAUCAUUGUUUGAGGCCUUUAGAGACCGCUGAGGAGAACGCACGCCGCUUGACGGGGAAGCCCGACCUCGAGUUACCCUUCCCUGAAUGUUGCACAACUGAUAAAAGCAAAUUCACUUCAUGCACUCUCUGCGGCACCGACUACUGUUCCGUUGAGUGCCAAACAACGGCUUACAACCAAUACCACCGAAUACUUUGCUUACAAACAACCGAACGCAACAAUUUCCACCCUCUCGAGCAACUCAACGAGGCUUGGAAACAUGUUCAUUACCCUCCUGAAACCAACACUAUAAUGCUAAUCGUCCGACUUUUGGCUCGAAUCAUCCAGUCCCCAAAUCGCGAACUGGCCAUUGAGCAAACCCUCCAGUUUUGCCACCGCACCGUCAACGAGGACGCCGAACUCGCCCAUAAGUUACUCGGCGAGAAAUUCGCGAGUCAGCUAUCACUAUUGCAUAAUUUGCUCCUCCAAUGUGUCCCCCAUGAAGGGAUUGAGCAGUUUUUGACCCCGGCGGGGUUCCAGGGGCUCCUCGCUCUCAUCGGGACGAAUGGCCAAGGCGUCGGGACUAGCGCGAUAAGUCAGUGGGUGACUCGAACCUCCGACUUGGCCAUUUCUGAUGACGAGAGAGGCGCUCUUGAUAAAUUUAUUGAUAAGUUGUAUGAGGAUAUGGAUUCACAUUCGGGGAAUUUUUUAAAUAAUGAAGGAGUCGCGCUGUUUACUUUGCAAAGUGCGUGUAAUCACAGUUGUGUUCCGAACGCCGAACCCACGUACCUUCAUAAUAAUAAUCGGUUGUCUUUGGUGGCUGUUAGGGAUAUUCAGGAAGGGGAGGAAAUUUGUAUCAGCUAUUUAGACGAGUGUAAUUUGCACAGAUCGAGGCAUUCCAGACGGAAAGGAUUGAUGGAGAAUUACCUCUUUGCUUGUAAUUGUCCCAAAUGUGAAGAACAAGCUGAGGAACCAGAUGUCACAAGUGAGGAAGAAGAAGAAGAGGAAGAAAUGAGCGAAUAAAUUACUAUUUAGGAUCUUAAAAUUGUUGACCAAUUAUGGAAAUAAAAUGAUUUAUUUCAAAA
Tribolium madens (black flour beetle) is the source of this 1464-nucleotide messenger RNA. RefSeq names its product SET and MYND domain-containing protein 5 (gene Smyd5). The transcript is spliced from 4 exons. Bases 251 to 1402 code for a protein of 383 amino acids. NCBI's taxonomy places the organism in Eukaryota, Metazoa, Arthropoda, Insecta, Coleoptera, Tenebrionidae. The record is from RefSeq and is a predicted model, not a curated record. Gene Ontology annotation, molecular function: histone H4K20 methyltransferase activity; protein binding.